Messenger RNA from Brenthis ino (lesser marbled fritillary), 447 nucleotides. NCBI's taxonomy places the organism in Eukaryota, Metazoa, Arthropoda, Insecta, Lepidoptera, Nymphalidae. The record is from the annotation of a GenBank genome assembly.
AUGGUUGCAAUAAUCCCGUAUAUUGUAUAUCCUGACCAGGACAGGUUCGUUAAAACAAGUAUUUGGAAAGCCAGAAUUAAAACGUCGAUGGACGAUACGACUUUACGCUCGUGGAAAUUGUGCCGCAGUGCAGUCGACAGCACGCUAUACGAGCACGUUGCGGCGCUGGCGCAUACUUACGCGAUGGUUGUUCCGUGCGCAGACUCUCGACUCCGCGGCGAAUUUCGCCGCUCUCGCCCACUGAUCUACAUUUCACCUCCAAUAUGGGUCAAUAACUGCCCACGCUCAGCCCCUCCGAGCGCGGCCAUUCACCUCGCCACUCCAAAUCAUUGUUCGCCAAAUGUAAAACGUAGCUCGAGGUCGACGACCUCUGCAAUGAUGCGGACUACGGACUGCGGCUGCUGUCAAAGCGAGAUUCUCCUUCUUAGAACGACACUCGAUACUAAC